AUGAGCUACUACGGCAGCUACUAUGGAGGCCUGGGCUAUGGCUACGGAGGCUUCGGUGGCCUGGGCUAUGGCUAUGGCUGUGGAUGUGGCAGCUUCCGCAGACUGGGCUAUGGCUGUGGCUAUGGAGGCUACGGCUAUGGCUGCUGCCGUCCGUCAUGCUAUGGAGGAUAUGGAUUCUCCCACUUCUACUAA
Molecule: messenger RNA, 192 nt
Organism: Hipposideros armiger (great roundleaf bat)
Lineage: Eukaryota; Metazoa; Chordata; Mammalia; Chiroptera; Hipposideridae
Product: keratin-associated protein 19-8-like
Exons: 1
Coding region: 1-192 (63 amino acids)
Source: RefSeq, a predicted model, not a curated record